Molecule: messenger RNA, 867 nt
Organism: Penicillium argentinense
Lineage: Eukaryota; Fungi; Ascomycota; Eurotiomycetes; Eurotiales; Aspergillaceae
Exons: 3
Coding region: 1-867 (288 amino acids)
Biological process (GO): protein localization to kinetochore; kinetochore assembly; attachment of mitotic spindle microtubules to kinetochore
Cellular component (GO): kinetochore
Source: RefSeq, a predicted model, not a curated record
AUGUCGAACGGCUCUGAUGCCCUCGCUGAGCUACAGCGACUCGAACAGGACGAGGGCGACCUGAAGAAACAACUCGCAAUCAUCCGAAUUAGCGAACCUAUAUCCGACGUUGGCGACACGACCGUAUCCCCUUCCAAGAGAGGAUCGGAUGUCUCGAUCUCGAACUUAAAUGAUCCGACCCCGGCUGUCCUUGAAGCCGACCUGACACACUACAAGGAACUCUUCUCUAAACUACGAUUUUCCUACCUCGAACAAGUCACAAAGGAGAAAUUCCUUCGAGCAAUUGUGGGCGAGCCGCCUCUCGUCGUCGGGCACAAUGAGAAUGUGGAACUGGAAACCCAAUUGGCAGACGUGAAGGCCGAACUGAAGUCCCGCAAGGAAGAAGCGCGUCUGAUGAUUGAAGAAAUGGAGAAGAUUGGACGCGAUCUGGCUACCCGUUAUAAGAACGUCGAACUCCAAAUGACACAGCUCGCAUCGCUCCCCGAGUCCAUUGAGAAGCUGGAGUCCACAAUUGCGGGUCUCAAGGCGAAGCAAGUGGCCGGCAUGGACACUUCUGACCCACGAUCUUCACAGAAUCUCCCUCUCCCGGCGACUACGUCGCUGUUAGCUGAGCGCGAGUCGGAAUUGGCGGCGCUGAAUCGGCAAAUCGCUGCUGUGCAGAAUACAUUGCCGCGCAAGACUCGAGAGGCGGAGGCUAUCGAGAGAGAAUGCUCGGUUCUGGAACGACGAAAGGUAGAGGCCAUUGCACAGGCGCAAGAGGCGCAAAGGAAGAAGCAGCAAGGGGAGAGCGAUGGCCUGGAGGAAAUGGGCCGGUGGUACAGAGGGGCGGAGGAGACUCUCAAGGAAAUGGUCGGUGUUGAGGGAUGA